GCACCUUCCAGAUUACGAUAGCGCUUGACGCACAGGUUUAUGCGAUGAGAUGGCCAACAAAUUUCGCAGACAUGCAUUCCACAACUACGCAAUUACGACAGAUAUAGAUAGGGGUGUACAUUCCAAUAACACCUCACCACUUCCACACCCAGUUAAACUUCUUCAGAGAUAUAUAUAUUGCAGUAUGUGCCCCCCUUCUUCUCGGUGGGCGUUGUUAUUCAAAUCGCUCCGAUCUUAACUAAUACGCUACAGUGUCACCGUUCAAACUGUCACUAGUCCUACAACCCACUAGUCUUACCAAACUCAUACACUCAAAGACAUACACCCUAUCACAAAGAUACUUUUCACAGAUGAUUCCAAUGUCUUCCCAUUCGUCUAUCAACGACGAGACUCUCCCACAUGCUACCUCUUCCAACUCUGCAUCGACGCCCUUCAAGUUGACUAGAGAUUCCACUUUAAAAGACUUUUUACGCCUGAAUCAGACCAGAGCCAACCUGGUUAGCCACAAUCACCCCGAAAUCUACCCCUCGAACGGUAAGGGACAAUCUCCGCAUACCUUAUGGAUAGGUUGCUCCGAUUCCAGAGCUGGUGAAUCCUGCCUCGAUGUCCUUCCUGGCGAGAUCUUUCUGCACCGAAACAUUGCCAACGUGAUUUCUCCCAACGAUGUUUCGUCCACCGGGGCUAUCCAGUUUGCUGUCGAUGUCUUGAAGGUGAAGAAGGUGAUUGUCUGUGGCCACACCGACUGCGGUGGUAUCCACGCUUCGUUGUCGUCCAAGAAGAUAGGUGGUGUUUUGGAUCACUGGUUGAAUCCGAUCAGACAUGUCAGAGCGGCCCAUUUGAAAGAGUUGAACGCUUUGGGCGAUGCCCAAGAGAAGUGUACCCGUUUAUCCACGCUUAACGUCAUUUCUUCUGUUCAUGCUUUGAGAAGACACCCAAGCGCCAGUGCUGCCUUGAAACGCGGCGAGAUCGAAGUCUGGGGCUUAAUGUACGACUGCGGCACUGGUUUAUUAAGAGAGGUGGAAAUCCCUGAUGAUGAGUUUGAAGAUUUGUUCCACAUGGAUGAACAUUCCAUAGAAUUACCUCACUGAAGCUAUAUAAAAAAAGGCUGUAUUGCAUUGGUUAACUAGAGGGCAAACACGUCUUAUAGAGUCCUCCCAUAUACCAACACUAAUAAACGAUUUAUUAAC
Messenger RNA from Babjeviella inositovora NRRL Y-12698, 1187 nucleotides. RefSeq names its product carbonate dehydratase (gene NCE103). The coding region runs from base 360 to 1088 and encodes 242 amino acids. Gene Ontology annotation, biological process: cellular response to carbon dioxide; cellular response to oxidative stress; carbon utilization. Gene Ontology annotation, molecular function: carbonate dehydratase activity; zinc ion binding. The transcript has a single exon. Lineage: Eukaryota; Fungi; Ascomycota; Pichiomycetes; Serinales. The record is from RefSeq and is a predicted model, not a curated record. Gene Ontology annotation, cellular component: cytoplasm.